AGAGAGAGAGACGCCGACGCCCGGCGCCGACGUACUUUUUAAAGCGACGAGAACCGCGUUCAGAGUAAUCUCACCAAUCCCAGUGGCCAUAAGGCAUUACAACGUACCUUAAAAAAAAUACCGAAUAAUUCUGUUAGAUGAACUCCCUUAAAUUGUGCUCAACACGGACGAGUGCACGUCUAGACUCAAAUAAAUCUAAAAAAUCUUCCUUCAAAAUUAUUCAUUAAUCAUUCACGUUGGGUCGUAACAUCAAUAAGUCUCGCAUUUAUUCUGUGUUUAUCUCUUUCGAGGAAGGAAGAGGAACUGAGAAGUAAAGAUAACAUGGAAAUGCGUGAAAUCAAUGGGGUCGAUGACACAAGCGGUGGUAAAUCGCGUGCGAUCGACGCUACGAUUGAUUGAAGAAUCGAUUUUAUUGAUCAUUUCGUCGCCAUGAAAAUCCAGUGAUUUUUAUUUUCUCACCAAUUUUCGGCGUCUUUGGGGAUAAAGAUUGAUGAGAUGGACACAAAUAGAAAGAAUGAUGAUGAAUUGUGUAGAGUCUGUGCGAGUGCAGUGGGGAAGGAAGAGAGCAUGCAGAUUUUUGAAGAGGAGGGGAGGAGAAAUUACUUACAGACGAAAAUGAGGAAAUAUUUGUAUGUAUUGGUGUCCAGGGAGGACAGGCUACCGAAGAUUGUGUGCGGAACUUGCGUUAGACGACUCGAUGGAAUCCAUCGGUUCGCCACCAUGGCACACAGGGCACAGGAGAGACUCAAAUCGCAAUUUUACGGAACUUCCGGUGAUGAUGACGUCAAACGGGACGAUCAGAAUUUCUUUGAGGAGAGUGAGAAGAGUUACAGGGGACUUUUGAGAACAAUAUUGAUGAACAAAGACGGAGCAGAUAUUACAGAAUCCCCAAACUCACCAGACUCUUCAGUCGUCCCUUUGCGUUUACCGGACACUGAGGGGACUCCCUCAACCACUGAAGAAAUGGAAGUCAAGGUUGACCCCAUGAUAUUUCUUCAGUGUGGUCUGGAGUGCUCAGCAUCACCAGAUGUUUCUGAUGAAGACUCGGAUUACGAUAAGAAACCACUCCACAUAAAAGAUUCGUGUGAAGAUGCAGAAAUACGUCAUAGAAUAAACGGGGGCAAUUCAGUAAGAUCUCAAGAGGACCAAGAACCAUCGAACGACUCGAACCAGAAGACUUACGACUGCACAAUCUGCUCUAGAACAUUUUCCUCUCAACUUAUCCUUCAAAAUCAUCUUUGGUCGCAUAUACCAAGGGCUAAUCGUGAUUACCAAUAUGAUAAAUCACUCCAAGAGAGUAUUACGAAGGACAUUCACUCUAACAACGGUGUUCUAGUCCCCAAUAAUGAUUCUGAUAAUUCCAGUGGAUUUGGGGGCAAUUCUAGUUUCGUCUGUCCAAUUUGUAAUAAAAGGAUAUCAACGAAAGGGAAUCUGAAGGUGCACUUGGAAACACAUAGGCCUAAAGGAAAAUAUGGAUGUGAUAUUUGUGGGAGAAUAUUCAAAACUCAAUCGAAUUUAUUCCGUCACAAAGAAUACCACGGCGGAAUUCAGUUCCCCUGCAGUGUCUGCGGCCGGGUUUACCCGACAAAUUCAACUCUACGUGCCCACAGCAUUACCCACUCGGAUCUCAGACCCCAUGCCUGUCCCCUCUGUGAUAAAACCUUCAAACGUAAUCAAGACUUGAAGUUCCAUAUUAAUCAACACACAGGAGCUCGACCAUAUCAAUGCCCCUACUGUCCAAAGGCAUUCGCCAGCUCCGGGAAUUGCUUUUCGCAUCGAAAAAGAAUGCAUCCACGUGAAGUUCAUCGUGAUAGACAACGAGCAGCAGAUCUAAUGAGAUGAAUGCCAAUAAAAAACAACUAGAGAAUGAUGAAGAAGUAGUUUUCAUGGCUUUCACAAGUCCAAAGGUGAUAUCGAAGUAUUUUUAGGUCAUAAAAUAGUUGAAAUAUGAAUUUAAGCGAAGAACGUAUAUUUUUAGAAAACUAGAAUACCUAAGGAUUAAUCCAGGCAGAGAAAUCGAUGGAUGUGUAAUGCAAUUGAAACCUUUUCUUUAUCCCUGUGACAAUAAUAGCCACAAUGAAUCAUAUCAGGCAAUUUUUCUUUGCAUUCUGAGUUCAGAUAAAAACUUUGACUCCUCCGAUUACUGUUUAAAGUAGAAUUUUACAUGAGUAAUGAAAUAAGCCAAAUUGGAUGAACAAUGUUUACUAAUUACAUAAUCAUGCGGAAUAUGAGCUCCGAAUAUCGAGGAUAAUUUAGCAAUCAAAUCUUACAGCAAGGUUUCACGAACGAUUUUGGAAGAUUUCAAAUUGAUUAUUUUGCGAAUAUCUCAAGAACUAAUUAUCGUAGAGAAAAAGACGGGAUACCUCUUUUCAUAGUACACGGAGAUAAAAACAGGAGAGUUCUCAAACAAGUCUUACUUGUGCCAAAUAAAUCGUUUGUUAAAAACGAUAAAAAGAGUUCUUUGUGGCAAACAUGCGAGGCGUGCACCGAGAUUGAAAAUUUCUGUAGCAAAAAUAGAUUUAGUCUUUUCAAAAAAAGUUUAGUGCUACUUUCUCGUUAUUUCUAGAACUACUUUCUCGUUCUUCAAUACGUUAUUCAUACGUAUUUUGCUCCUGGCAAAUACUCAUUUUAUAUGCCUAGGGGGCUACGCCUCUUGCUAUAUAGGACACCCUGACCCUUAUUCUGACCCUUAUUAGAACCCUCGUGAGCCUUAUUUUGACCCUUGUGACCUCUAGUUUUUGAACUCUUGGUUUUUGACGUGGAUACGUCUAUGGUUUCAAUAUCGGGGGUCAUUUUGAGAAACGAUUCUUAUGUGCAGCACCAUCUAUCGUAAUUCUAGAAAAUUCUAAACAUUUCGAGAUAAUUUGAGCAGUUUCUUGAAAUUUCGAAAAUAUUCAAGGAGUUUCGAGAAAUUUCGAGGAAGUUCAGGGAGUUUCUAGAAAAUUCGAGAAAAUUCAAAGAAAGAACAUUACUACAAACAAGAAAGAACAUUAGUAUUUCUGGACUUUCUAGGAAAUUCGAGAAAGACACGCACAAAAAAAUUCAAUAGAAAAAGU
Diachasma alloeum is the source of this 3056-nucleotide messenger RNA. RefSeq names its product zinc finger protein 625. Gene Ontology annotation, biological process: regulation of DNA-templated transcription. Bases 496 to 1842 code for a protein of 448 amino acids. The transcript is spliced from 5 exons. NCBI's taxonomy places the organism in Eukaryota, Metazoa, Arthropoda, Insecta, Hymenoptera, Braconidae. Gene Ontology annotation, cellular component: nucleus. Gene Ontology annotation, molecular function: zinc ion binding; RNA polymerase II cis-regulatory region sequence-specific DNA binding; DNA-binding transcription factor activity, RNA polymerase II-specific. The record is from RefSeq and is a predicted model, not a curated record.